UGGAGCGCAGCACCGCGAGCAGUAGGUUUGUGCUUGCUAGGUGGCUGGCUGGUUGGAACUUUCGUCCUCAUUGUGCAUGUUGAAUUCUGUGUUUUUACUUCAUUGCUUGUGCUACAGAACGAAUGGAGGAGCCGAGGAACCUUAUUCUAUAACGCUGAUCUAUCAAGUUCGUAACAGACCUCUAACCCUUGGAGAGUGCUACACCGGGCAGCCAACCAGCUUGCUUGUUCCAUCCGGCCAGUCAAUCAUGCGCUAGCUUACAUCUGCCUGUCCCCGCCCCUUUACCCUUCGGAAGGUGCCACUGCGUGUUGCUUUUAGAAAACUACUUUAGCUUCUGGGCUGCAAUUCAUCUAGCACAAUCAUUCGCUUUCUGCUUGUCUUAUCCAUCAUCUUUAUUAGUGUGUGCCGAAACACCACCUUCAGUCCCUGACAUUGCAACAAGACUGAGAGCAUUUGGAAAAGAAAGCAAAGGAAAAAAUUAGAGUAAUCAAGUCGACAAAUCGUGUGUCAAUCAAAAUAGUUUUCCGAAGAUUAAAGGUGGAAUCAGAACUUUCUAUUCGCAACUUCGGACCUCCCCCAAGAGCAAAGAUUUUUUUUUUACGUUUCGCAUCGCUGCUAGAAAGUAAAAACCCAAUACCCUUCACUACUAAUCACAACUCCUAACCAAAAACCCGAAACGAAAAAGAGAUCAAGAGAGUCAAGUCGAAAAGCAAGCUGCAGCUGAAGAAGCUCUGGGAAAGCACAGCCUAGCUCUUCCCUUCCCCGAGAGUGCCGCCGUCGCCAGCGUGUUGUGGAGCUCCGACGCAGUCGCCGCCGCCGCCUCUGCUGCUUGCCACGCGGCCAGAGCCAGAGCUAGCCACCACCACCAAUCAGCAGCCCCAGUCAGCGAGCCAAGACGUCCGCGACCCGCGGUCAAGAACCAGUGAUAUUUUCAUGGUCCAGUGAGAUUGAUAUUAAUAACCGUAAUAUUUUCCUCGUUACUAGUCUUCGUUUGCCAUAUAUUAUAAAAAUAUAUAACGCACGUUCCAAGUGAAUAUAAAGUAACUGUAUUAAAUACAAUAGGAUCCGUGUGAAACGUUUCUGAUUAAUGCAAUCGAAUGGUGAGAAGAUAUAUAAAGUGAAGAAUCUAUUUGUGAAAUUUGGUACUGUAAUUUUAAAAAGUGAGUGAUUUUUAAAGAGAGAAAAGAACAACCUUUAUAUCUACAAUAAUUAAUUGAACUGAAACGAAUAUAUCCUACAUAAAUAUUCACAUACGCAUAUAUAAAUAUAUAUUUUUUGUGUACGUACUGAGAAUCAUACAUCGAGUGAACUAAGCAAAACAAAUCAAAACAAAAAAAUAAUCAGCAUCUCCGUUCGUCUACAAAACUGUUGCGGGUUCUGCGAGUUCAAUUUAACGAAACAAUUCGUCCCUCCAGAGAGCAAGGCCAGCAACACAAGCGACCUGCAAGAAACUCUGCAGCCGCCGCCGCCGUCGUCGUCGCCCGUCGUCGCCGCCGCCGCGUCCUCCUGAGCUCCCUCCUCCCCACCCCCGCCGCCCCGCGAGCGCGCGCCAGCCGAGCGUGGUCGCCGCUGCUGCCGCGGCGGUCCCCGCAGUCACUGCUGCGAGAGGCGAGCGUGUGAGCGAGCGCGCGAACUCUUCGUCGCCGCCGCCCUCGUCUUCGUCGUCGCCGCCGUCGUCGUCGUCGUCGCCUUCGUCGACGCCGUCGUCGUCGUCGUCGCCGCCGCGCCGCGCCUCUGGCACUUUUUCCUCCGCCUCCCGCCCCUUCGCCAAUCGCCGCCAUCAUUCUGUUCCCCGGCGGGCUCGUCAGCGCCACGCCCCCUCCUCCCCCCAACCCUCCGAGCUCCCCCUUACCGUUCCCCGACUCCCCGGCCGCUUCCAGCAUGGCCAUGGUCAACAUGAACAACCUGCUGAACGGCAAGGACUCGCGCUGGCUGCAGCUCGAGGUGUGUCGCGAGUUCCAACGGAACAAGUGCACGCGACCCGACACCGAGUGCAAGUUCGCGCACCCGCCCGCCAACGUGGAGGUGCAGAACGGCCGCGUGACCGCCUGCUACGACAGCAUCAAGGUCAUGUGGAGGUUGUGGACAUGAAGGUUACGGUGUGCCGGGAUGCAGCAAAGGGGAAAUGUGUACGCCCGCUAUGUAAAUACUACCACAUCCCCAUCACCCUGCCCCCGGCAGGACAGAUGGCACAGCUGUCAACCGCCAUGCUUUGCCCACAAGUAUUUGCGUUUAAUUCCUAGUUUACACUCAUUCAGACAAGUCUGUUUUUCACUUGUUCUUGAGAGUGUUUUAUUUUCUUUUUGUUGUUUAAAAAACAAUUGAACUUGUUUCAUAUAAUGUUUAUAUAAUUAUUCUAAUGUCAUAAAAUGACACAAAAAUAUAUUGAUUUAUGAUGUUAAUUUUGCGUUAUGUAAAGUUAUAAAAGUCCUAUGGAGUAGCAGGUUCGCGGGUUGCCAAGGCAGUGUGAAUGUGGAGUGUGUUGUAAGGUGGGCUCGUCCAUCUGCAGGCGCGCUCAGGUCCACACAACAUGGAGAAUUGAUGGCGAGGUUUUUAUACUGAUUGUCCUAGUUUCUUUUUGUAUCAUACAAAAGAAAACAAAUCCCUUCUAAAGGGUUAAUUGAACAAAACUAUUGUUUUGUAUCGUUCCCUAAUUAGAAUAGUAGUUAACCAAACGUGCUCCUAGGUCUUGAGAAUGCCCCCAGCGUCACAAGAGGAAAGAGAGGUGCAAAUGAGAUAGAUGGGGAUUAUCAGCACUGACAUGUUACAGACUGAGUCACCCACCAUUCUGCAAUUCAUUCAAAGAAGAAUAAAAAAAAAUUACUAUUUGUUAGAACUUUAGGAUAGUGGUCUUAUGGUUUGGCAGAAAUCAUUGUAUAUUCUAAAGUAAUCUGACAGUCAACAAAUAUGUAUUGAUAAAAACAAUAUUCUUUCCUAAUUUAUUUUGCAUCAAGUGGUAUGAUACUUAUGAACAUCAUAGACAGGUUAAAAUUUAUGGAAGACUGCUAAAGGUCACUGCCAUGGUGUCAUGAAAUAGGUGUCACCUGUGAUUUCAAUGAAUUGUUGGAGUUUCUUUCUGCCAUUCCAUAAAACCACAACAAUUAAAAAAAAAUAAAGAUUGGUUCUAGUCAAAUGAGUGAUUGUAACUCAGUCUCUAACUGGUGUUCUGUCCUUAGAGGCUGUGACAAACGUAUUUGGAUGUUUCCCUUAAACAUGUACGUAGUGCAAACAGGACCAAAGAGCCUCGCAAGAAAGAAAGCAUAAAAAAGAACAAAUAUCUGGAGGUCUUCUUUGCACUAUACUUGUACUGUACUCCGUGAUAUCUCUCAGACGAAAGAAGUGCCACAUUUUUUUAAAAACUGAAGUAAAUGUUCCUGUACAGCAUUUAAGAAUCCAAGUUAGGUCAGGGCAAAGGAUUUUUUUUUUCUUCUUAGCAGGCUCGAUAGUGUGUUUUGGUUGGAUUCUGUCGGUUAACAGUCAAGUUGCCAAACCUCAGUGAGUUGGUGUUUGGUAUUAAAGGGCAAGAUGAAGUGAAUACUUCCUGUACAUAUGUAAACAGACAUGGUUUGUUGUGAAAUGAAUGUGAUAAUGGAGUAUUUGAAAGGGUAUUAUAUUGUAUUUAGAUUGUAAAAUGUAGGAUCUUCUUGUUUUCAAAAGAAUUAUUAUAUUGUUUAUAUUUAAUUUGAUAAUAGGACUUGAACGCAAGCCUCGACCAUCUUCUCAAUGAGGAAUGACAGAGUUGGUGUUGUUAAGAACAAAAGAAAAAUAUGUGUUGUGUACAUAGAUAUAUGAGAAGAUGAAUGAAUGCAUGGUUAACAACCUUGGACAAGUUUUAAAAAGUGGAUGUUACUUUUAUUCUGGAGUUAGAUAUACUAGUGACUAAUGAAAAUUUAGGCCAUGUUGUUGAGGUGGAUCUUUCCCUUUAAUACCAAGAUUUUGAAGAGUGAGCUUCCAGAAUUGACUGUAGUCAAGGGUCUAGGCAGCAUUUUUACGGAAGAGUUCCGGCAGAGCAGGGUUAGCUUGAGUCGCUGCUUGCUAGCUUAUAGGUGUCACCAUGUUUAUAGGCUUUGAUCGCUUGUUUUAAUGCCUAAGAAACAGGACGCAAGAUUAAACUGAGCAUCGCAGGCUUUUUGUCCGCAGUUAUAGAGUAUUCCAGCACCGGCUGCUCCUGGAAGUGGUGUGGCAAUGAAGUAAUCGGGCCUGGAGAGAACCCUACCCUUCCCCAUCCACUCCUCACUGCGGCUUACUGGGAAACAAAGCACUUCCAUUCUUGCUGUCCAGAGUAAAUGAUUCUUGACUGCUCCCUCCCCGUUUAGGUACCAGGCAUGUCAGGUUGGGCCAGCCCUAAGACCUAUUCCUCCACUAUCAGGUGGUAUUAAGAAGCCACCAGCAUAGAGUUUAUAAUGUAGUCGUAAAUUAGAAGUGUAACCACAUACCAUGUAACAUGACAAUGUAGAUAAUGUAAUCCUUCAAUAAUUAUUUUAAAAAUAGUUUAAAGUCACAACUACAUUCAUUCAAGAAUGGACAUGCUUUGUUUGAAGCAAAACAUACCCUUGCAUUUUACAUUGCAUGUAACCUAUUACUUGGGUGUGAUGACGUAGUUAUUAGCUUUCUUUCUGUAUGCUUAGAUCCAAUAAUUGACCCAGCCACAAGUUGUUUAGUUUGGCUGCGAGGAGGCUUUGUGUAGACACAGCCUCAUCAGGUUUUUACUCCUUGUAUAGUGCAGUGCAUGCAUGCAUGCUUAGACUGCUUUUGAGGACAGAGAAUGACUCAUUGUAAUGUCUCUAGAGAUCUCAUAGCUAUUCAAAACUACACUUCCUAGGCUAUCGGUAUAUUCAGUAAUUUAGAAAUAUAUUUUAAUGUGCUUGUUACUCCACUGGAAAAUGGCAGAUAUAACGUGUCUGUCUACUUUGUGUAUUAUUAUGUAGAUAAAAUAUAAUAGACUUUUAUCAUAAUUAUUUUGGCUGAUGUAUAUGUUAUAAAUACAUGUAUAAAAUAUGUCAUGAACAAUUUAUAUUUAUCUUCACUUUCCAGUGGAUUCAAAAAAGAAGGGAUCUUCCCAAUCCACAUAAUUCGAAGACAUUUUAGUAAUUGUUUUAAGAAAAAUAUACAUAAACAAAUAAAUAUAAUAAAUAAAUAAAUAAAUAUAUAUAUAUAUACACACACACACUUGAGUUGUUAGGUUUUUGAAUGUUGUGCAAGGUUGGAUGCAAUGUAUACUCGUCAAUUACAGUAAAGGACAGUAGUGAAUGCCUUUUAAUGUCAAAGAGGACAGUGGGCCUUUGAUCACUCAGUAAAAGUUCUAGUAGUGUGUACAUUGUCUGGUGCAUGUUCCAUCUUACUCUACCAUGUGAAUUUUUGAGAAGGUCCCUUCUCGUUUGAUAAGAGAUGAUUUCUAAUGUCCACUUGCCACUACAUCUUGGUGGUCUUCUGAGCAUAGAUCACACAAAUUUAGGUUAAACACGUUCUACAGAAGGAAAUGAAAAGGAUUGUACACCACUAUUUGUACAUAUUGGAAACAUAGAGAGUAAGUUUUUGUGACAUUUUUUGCUUUUUUCAGGCUUUGUGGCAACCCUGCAAGCAGCUUGGUUAGGUCAUGCGUAUUUUCAUUUUCCCUUUCAAGCCUCAACUAACAGACAUGCAUCUUACUCAGUCUAGUGGGGCCUAUUCAAAACACUGUUUGUGAUUUGAGCAAGCCUUUUUCUAGACAGGAGAAUGUGUGUUUCCAAGUCCACAUAGCUGAGCAUAAUUCCCCCCUUGACUAUAAGUAAUCAAGGCCUGUUUCCCACUCUUUCACUUAUCUUGUAGGCUGGCUGUCUUUGAGUCCAGUGUAUUGUAUCUAGUUGAAUCUAUUUUUGAAGAUCAGAUGAGAAUGAAAGCAUGAGUCACUAUUGAGAAAAGAGGAUCUCACAUAGGACGUGUCAGUGGCUCAGUAUUUUUUCAUUUUAUCAAUAAUUUUGUGAUAUUUUAGUAAUGAUUGUUAUUUAAGUCUCACUAUAACCAUUACUUGUACCUUGUUAUGUUAUUGUUAGACUUUACAAUUCACAUUAGCAUAUUCAGAAAUGAGGAGAAAACUGAAGGCUAGAUGAAAGUAUGUUAUUUUGUGAAUUCAUUACCAAUUCAGGUAACAGAACAUAAAGGAGAAAUCCCUUUUUUCAGAUUUGGUUUUCUCCUUGUUGUUGAAUAGUUUGUAUAAAAACUAGGUGUGGGAAUGUGUAUGACACAUAAGACACCUACUCUCUGUGGAAGUUAAUAUCUGCAAUGAGUGGAUGCAUCGUUGGUCACACCAAAACUCCAAAAUGCCUUUAUUUUUUAACAAGGUUAUUUAUAAAGUUGUAAAUCUUUCAAGAUAUUUUCAACAGAAAGCAAAGAUUAAAUGAUCAUGUAUUAAUUGUGCUUCAAUAUAAAAGGAUAGAAUGUGGAAAAGAGACACUCCUCUUGUGUCUCAAAAUGUACUCACGUAAGUGAGAUAUAUAUACAUACUAUAUGUUGUAAAAGUAACUUUUUUAUGGACAUGAACGCUACAAGAAAAUACAUCAUCUGUACUGAUUAGAAUUAAUAUCUGAAAUAUCAAGCACAAUUAAUGCCACACACAUAAUGAAAUAUGCCUAUCGUGAUGUGUAUUAAAAAUACAAUUUUUGUAUAUUAAAAUAAUUUAAAAGUUGGUAUUGCAAAUGUCUACAUGCACCAGACCAAAAUUAAUUAAAAUAUCUUGAAAGAAUUUUUGCAAAGUGCUUGUGGGGACAUUUCAUUGGCUUGAAUGUUCAUAUUAAUCAAUAUCUGUCUUGUUUUAUUCUUUAAUGAGAUUACUUGUUGCUUGCGUGCCAAAGUUACAUUCCAAUCAUUCUGAUGAAAUUAUUACCAUUUAUUGUAAUCAUUUGUUAUUUAAUCAAUCUUUUAAAUCAGUGUUUAAUUUUUUUAUUGAUAAUAUGUUUGUGUUUGGAGUGAAGUGUCUUCACAAAUAUCAAAUAAACCAUUCUCUCAAUAAAACAGAAUCCCUCCCUGGAACAGUCGGCAUUGUCCCUUAGCAUGGCAGAUAUUACUCCUUCAGAUGUAUGAUUGGGUAUUAACCACUUACAUCUGUAUAAAACUGAUGAAAGUGGGAGCAGAAACAAGAUGAAGAGGAAAUCCCCCUGUUCCCCAUUUUCUGAGUACAGUAGUCAAUAAACAAUUAUGUGAAAGGAGAUAACGUGUCUCAUUUACUUUUUAUAUUUCAAGAAGAUAUAAAUAAUGUUAUGAACACCAUUAUUUUUCAAAUUUCUAAAACAAUUACAUCCACUACAAUAGGCUACUGUACAAGUUAUAACAGUAUUGGUAACAGUAAUCAGAAUACAUGAAUAUAUAUGCCAUAGUUUAAGAUAAGAGAGGAGUGAUUUUCAUUCUAUAAAUUACCGAGAAACAGUGGAUGCUCCUCAUACUCAUCUGUUCGUAAGAUUUUAGUGUCAAAGAAAACCCAGAAACUCAGAUUUUGCUGGUACAUUUCCUUUCCUCUUUCUCAACCUUCAGCUUAUGAAUAUCUGUGAUUCUGUGCAGUA
Molecule: messenger RNA, 7535 nt
Organism: Gryllus bimaculatus (two-spotted cricket)
Lineage: Eukaryota; Metazoa; Arthropoda; Insecta; Orthoptera; Gryllidae
Source: the annotation of a GenBank genome assembly